AUAGCAACAUGAGUAGUAUGAAUGUACAGAGAAGUAUCUGCUCAGUGUUUCUAGCCACUGGCCAAGGGGGCAGAAGCAGAGGUAGACUCUAGAAGUUGCACAUACCUUGAGAGCUGCCAUAUGGCAGCACGUACAGUCUAUUAAACUGGAGUGGAUGAAGACUAAGAUAAUGGGCCUGGUCAGGAAACGAGGACCAGAUGACAACGAGGAUGAAAACCACCAUCCCCCUCAUUCUAAGAGAACAAGGAAGGACCAGGCCCUACAGGAUCCUCGUGCUAUGGAGGCGACAAGCAGUGGAAAUAGAAAGAACCAAACCAACAUCAAUAAUCCCAACCAUGAGAGAGUGCCCGAAAAUGACGUAAAUCAGAGCACUGCUAAAUUAGACUCCAGUAUCCCUGGGUUGUCCCAAAAGGAGGAGUAUGAAGUCUGCCAAGACCAAGAAUCUUACUCACACAUUAACAACAUCUUGAAGGAGGCUCAUUUUUAUAGCCUCCAAAAGAGAAGACAUUCUCUGAGCUGAAGGCUUUGGCAUUCUCCUUGUUGGUUAAUAUAUUAAAAACCAACGGCAUUCAUGCAAAGCA
Molecule: messenger RNA, 581 nt
Organism: Rattus norvegicus (Norway rat)
Lineage: Eukaryota; Metazoa; Chordata; Mammalia; Rodentia; Muridae
Product: protein FAM104A-like
Source: RefSeq, a predicted model, not a curated record